This is a messenger RNA of Dryobates pubescens (Downy woodpecker), 2856 nucleotides long. RefSeq names its product NIPA magnesium transporter 2 (gene NIPA2). The transcript is spliced from 6 exons. Gene Ontology annotation, molecular function: magnesium ion transmembrane transporter activity. Lineage: Eukaryota; Metazoa; Chordata; Aves; Piciformes; Picidae. Gene Ontology annotation, biological process: magnesium ion transport. The record is from RefSeq and is a predicted model, not a curated record. Gene Ontology annotation, cellular component: membrane. Bases 1770 to 2852 code for a protein of 360 amino acids.
AAAUACUCCCUGCUACUAGCGGAAAAACAGCUGUUGAAAACACUGGUAGGCUAGAAAAGCUCAGCAAAAGAAGCCCCCCUCCCCCAAGCAAUGCUACACCUGUAUCACCCUUUGUACCAGCUGGAGCUGCAAGAGCUCUUGUAGCUUGAUUGCCUGAACUGCAUGACUUAAGACUGUUAGAAAAGAAGGUUUCCUGACCUUUCAGUCCUUCAGGGGACUGAAAGUCGUGCUUUCAAUUCAAAACCAGAGAAAUAUUUGAUGCAGUUAGUGAGCUGGCUUGGUCUGCUCUGUCUCCUGCAGUCAUGAUUUGGGGGUUUGGGUCUUGAUAGGUGACUUUGUAUCAUGCAAGUAUCUAUCUAAAUUUAUUUUGAAAAGCCUCUAGAAAAUGAAAGCAGACACUCGCAGUUCUGCAAGUUACGAAAAUUACUGUGCAAGGAUUAAGGGAAGGUACUGUGAGAAUUCUGAACUAUGGGUCUUGCAGCAUUGUGAAUAGAGCCUUGUUGCCCUACACUUUUUCACAGACUAACUGGAUACGAGGAAGAGGGUCUGUGCUCAGUUUUAAUGUUAACCUACCUGCAGCUCUCUGCUAGGUGUUUUUCUAGGAAUGUGGCCAAACUGGGAACAUGCAAGGAAAAGGCAGUUGUGUAAGAAAGCAGGUUCUGAAGAAACAGGUGCAAGAAUUGGAAGUAUGCACUGGUACAGCAGAUCAGAAUAUGAUGUUGUCUGAUCCUGGGCUUGCAACAGGUUCAUCCAUCUCUGCCUGGGCAUGAAGGAGGGUGCUGAUACUGCAGUGCCUUGACACCAACAUUUACUCCUGCCUGGGGAAUCUGCUGCUAUAUCUUAAUACUAAAGCUGUGAGCUCUGGAAUUCAUAUUGCUGUAAGCACUGAGAUGGAGACAAUUUAUUCCAUCCUCUUCUUUCCCUCCUUUUAAAUCAAGAGCUUGUUAAUGCAACUUACGUCAUAUGCAAAAUAAUUACUUAGGAAACUAAAUGCUAGUCUUGGCACACCUGUGCCAGGUGUUUCCAGGAAAUAAAAACUGGUUUAUCCGUGAGCAUUUUCUUCCUUUGGAACAGUUCUCUUUACUGUCAUAAUUGUCAGUUUUCUUGAAAUCCAAGCCUAAAAAUAGUUUUCAUUUCCCUUCACACUAUAGAAAGAUUAAUCACCUUGGAAAUACUUUGGGCUUCUUUCUUCUUACAUUUAAAAGCUGCUUGUAGAGAUACCUUAAGUUCAAAAUCUUGUGUGUUAGCUGGAAUUCAGGAUAUCCUCAUUGCAGCUCGUAACACUGAAGUAAAUUUUCUUGUUAAGCUGCAAGUUGGAUAUGUAAAAUCCUUUUUUCCAGUCUAAAAAUUCUGCUAAGCUGUUGUUGAAAGUCUUACCUAACUACAUUUGGAAUCUUAGCAGGCCAGGUAAAAGCUUUUAAACUGUAAACUCUUCAUGAUUACUGCAGCUAAGCUGAAAAGAUGCUCCAUACAGGCACAGGAAAUUCUUUGUAAACUAUAUCAGCAAACGGAUGCCUUGCUUUUUGUUGCAGAUUUCCUUGUCUGCUAGAGGGUAAGCGCAUGUGCACGUCUAUCUCAAGUUUAUCUGUGUUAAGGAAAUUACUGUGUGAUUAAGCACCCAUUCUAAUCUUCUCUUUCAUUUUUCUAGAAAUGCUGUGGCUGUUCUCUUACAAAGUGAUUUCACUGUUUCAGUGUUGUAUCAUCUUGCGUUGAGUAACGGAAGUUCUGCUGUUCAUUGAUCAAUGUGACAGUCUUUAGUAGUUUACGAGAUGAGCCAAACUCGUGGGAGAUAUGACUUCUGUAUUGGUCUGGUGUUGGCUAUGAGUUCCAGCAUCUUCAUCGGAGGAAGUUUCAUCCUGAAAAAGAAAGGCCUUCUCCGGCUAGCUCGGAAAGGCUCCAUGAGAGCAGGUCAAGGUGGUCAUGCAUACCUGAAAGAGUGGCUGUGGUGGGCUGGACUUCUUUCAAUGGGAGCUGGGGAAGUAGCGAACUUUGCUGCCUAUGCUUUUGCACCAGCUACGUUAGUGACUCCCUUAGGAGCUCUCAGUGUUCUCGUAAGUGCCAUUCUGUCAUCCUUCUUUUUAAAUGAAAAACUUAAUCUACACGGAAAAAUAGGGUGUUUGCUAAGUAUACUGGGAUCAACUGUGAUGGUAAUUCACGCUCCGCAAGAGGAGGAGGUAGAAACUUUGAAUGAAAUGUCCCACAAACUAGGGGAUCCAGGUUUUGUGGUCUUUGCAACUCUCGUUGUGAUUGUGUCUUUAAUUCUAAUAUUUGUGGUGGGACCUCGCCACGGACAGACCAACAUUCUUGUGUACAUAACUAUUUGCUCUGUAAUUGGAGCAUUAUCAGUCUCCUGUGUAAAGGGUUUGGGCAUCGCUAUAAAGGAACUUUUUGCAGGAAAACCAGUGUUAAAACAUCCCUUGUCUUGGAUUCUGCUGCUAAGCCUUAUUGUCUGUGUGAGCACGCAGAUCAACUAUUUAAACAGGGCUCUGGAUAUAUUCAACACAUCCAUAGUGACUCCAAUAUACUACGUAAUCUUUACAACAUCGGUUUUAACGUGUUCUGCUAUCCUUUUCAAGGAAUGGCAACACAUGGCGGCCGAUGACAUUAUUGGCACCUUCAGUGGCUUCCUGACUAUUAUUGUGGGGAUCUUUUUAUUGCAUGCCUUCAAAGAUGUUAAUUUCACCCUAGCGAAUCUGCCCCUCUCCUUGCGGAAAGAUGAGAGAGCAGCCAACGGUACUUUGACCACCUAUGACUGCUAUAAUCACGAUGAAGAAAGUUCUCCCUGUCUAGGUGAAAUGCAGUCGACUGAGGGUGUCUCAGGCAGGAGAAAUGGAAGUCUGUCAGCCUUCUGAAAAC